CUUCCUCCACCUUUUCCCUCUCUCUCAUCUACCCCUCUUCCUUCGUACCCCAUCCCUUACUCGCCCCCCUCGUCUGCGGCCCAGGGUCAACCCUUCCUACAUCAUGGCAGGGGAGAAAGGGCCCAACAAACGCAGCGCCAUGGACAUUAAGCGCCUGGCGAGCCUCAUCCAGAGAGGGACCGGCCGCCUGCUGGUGAUCGACAGCAGGACGUUCUCCGAGUACAACGCGUCACACGUGCAGGGCGCGGUCAACGUUUGCUGCUCGAAGCUGGUGAAGAGGCGGCUGCAGCAGGACAAGGUGUCCGUCACCGAGCUGCUGCAACCCAACGGCAAGGUGAAGGUGGAGCUGGGCAGGAAGCAGGAAGUGGUGGUUUAUGACCAGAGCUCCAAAGAGGCAGGGCAUCUGUCCAAAGACGGCUUUGUGCACAUUCUCAUGGGAAAGCUGGAGGGCACCUUCCACAAAGUCUCCCUGCUCACCG
Stegastes partitus (bicolor damselfish) is the source of this 479-nucleotide messenger RNA. Its product is annotated as dual specificity protein phosphatase 8-like. The transcript has 2 exons. The record is from RefSeq and is a predicted model, not a curated record. NCBI's taxonomy places the organism in Eukaryota, Metazoa, Chordata, Actinopteri, Pomacentridae. The annotation marks the transcript as partial.